Molecule: messenger RNA, 3089 nt
Organism: Microplitis demolitor
Lineage: Eukaryota; Metazoa; Arthropoda; Insecta; Hymenoptera; Braconidae
Gene: Cpsf73
Product: cleavage and polyadenylation specificity factor 73
Exons: 2
Coding region: 616-2682 (688 amino acids)
Biological process (GO): mRNA 3'-end processing by stem-loop binding and cleavage
Cellular component (GO): mRNA cleavage and polyadenylation specificity factor complex
Molecular function (GO): 5'-3' exonuclease activity; RNA endonuclease activity; RNA binding
Source: RefSeq, a predicted model, not a curated record
UAUGAGACUGUAUUAAAUCGAGUUGGUGCUGGACCAGGAUGUAAUUAAUUAAAUAGGGUAAUAAUUACGCGUGAACAAUACUUCAAAAGACCUUAAAUCCUUCUGAGCCUGAGACGGAUUAACUUUUUUUGUCAUUGCUUAUUUUUUUUUUAAAUUACCCGCCUUCAUCAUUAAAUGCGCGCAUGCGCAAGACAAGUGUUCCACACAUAUGAAUAUAUAACUAAUUAAAAACUACAAAUUAACAUAAAAACAGACAAUUUAACAAUAGGACAAACACAAUUAAUGAUCGGACAAACGUUUAUAGAUAAUUAUAGACCAAAUAUGAUAGAAUAAAAUUAUAAUUUGCAUAGGGGGGGGGGGGCUAACUAAACAAUCAGUUAUUAUUUAAUUUUUUAUAAAUAAACAAAAUUAGGACAAAUAAUUAUUAAUGACGAACAUUCAAGGACAAACGACGAACAAACGAUUUAUUACAAUCAAAAUCCAAAAAAGUGUCAAAAAAAAAUUAGAAGGGGCUGACUUUGCUCAGCUCUACCCUCCAUAAUAAACAUAAAAUAUUUUUAUUUUAACCUGAAAUUUUUUGAAUCAAUCAAAAAAUAUCAUUAAUAUUUUUCAAUAAUGGGAACAAAACGUAAAACAGUAGACACUCAAGUUCCAGCUGAAGAAAGUGAUUUAUUAUCAAUAAAACCAUUGGGUGCUGGUCAAGAAGUAGGAAGAUCUUGUAUAAUGCUUGAAUUUAAAGGUAAAAAAAUAAUGCUUGACUGUGGUAUUCAUCCAGGAUUAUCAGGAAUGGAUGCUCUACCAUUCGUAGAUUUAGUUGAAGCAGAUGAAAUAGAUUUAUUAUUAAUAUCACAUUUUCAUUUGGACCACUGUGGUGCUUUACCAUGGUUUCUACAAAAAACAAGUUUUAAAGGCCGUUGUUUUAUGACACACGCGACAAAAGCUAUUUAUCGUUGGUUACUAUCAGAUUACAUUAAAGUAAGCAACAUAGCUACUGAACAGAUGUUAUAUACUGAAUCAGAUUUAGAAUCAAGUAUGGACAAAAUAGAAACAAUUAAUUUUCAUGAAGAAAAAGAUGUUUUUGGAAUUAAAUUUUGGGCUUACAAUGCAGGACAUGUAUUAGGUGCGGCAAUGUUUAUGAUUGAAAUAGCUGGUGUUAAAACUCUUUAUACUGGAGAUUUUAGUAGACAAGAAGAUCGUCAUUUAAUGGCUGCUGAAAUUCCAAAUGUUCAUCCAGAUGUUUUGAUAACUGAAUCAACUUACGGUACACAUAUUCACGAAAAAAGAGAAGAUCGUGAAAAUAGAUUUACUAAUUUAGUUCACGAAAUAGUUAAUCGAGGUGGUAGAUGUCUGAUUCCUGUUUUUGCUCUUGGUCGAGCUCAAGAAUUGCUAUUAAUUUUAGAUGAGUAUUGGAGCCAACAUCCAGAGCUUCAUGAAAUACCUAUUUAUUAUGCAUCAUCACUUGCUAAAAAAUGUAUGGCAGUUUAUCAAACUUAUGUUAAUGCUAUGAAUGACAAAAUUCGUAGACAGAUAGCUAUUAAUAAUCCAUUUGUAUUUAAACAUAUAUCAAAUCUAAAAGGAAUUGAUCAUUUCGAUGACAUUGGUCCUUGUGUAGUAAUGGCAUCGCCGGGUAUGAUGCAAAGUGGAUUAUCACGGGAAUUAUUUGAGUCCUGGUGUACAGAUUCAAAAAAUGGUGUUAUUAUUGCUGGAUAUUGUGUUGAGGGAACAUUAGCUAAAACAAUAUUAUCAGAACCUGAAGAAAUUACAACAAUGAGUGGCCAGAAGCUACCACUUAAAAUGUCUGUUGAUUAUAUUUCAUUUUCUGCUCACACUGAUUAUCAACAAACAUCUGAAUUUAUUAGAACUUUAAAACCACCUCAUGUAAUAUUAGUGCACGGUGAACAAAAUGAAAUGAGUCGUCUUAAAGCUGCAUUACAACGUGAGUAUGAAGAUGAUCCUAAUACUACAAUGGAGAUACACAAUCCACGUAAUACAGUUGCUGUUGAACUUAAUUUCCGUGGUGAAAAGACAGCUAAAGUUAUGGGAACACUUGCUAUGAAUACACCAAAGCCAAAAGAAAUUUUAUCUGGUAUUUUAGUUAAGAGAAAUUUUAAUUAUCAUCUAUUGGCACCAUCAGACCUUUCAAAGUACACGGAUAUGAGUAUGAGUCAGGUUGUUGAACGUCAAGGUAUUCAUUUCAAUGCUUCAUUGCCAGUUCUUAAGCAUCUUCUUACUCAGAUCGCUGGAAAUAUUGAUAUUAUUGAUGAUAAAAAAAUGCGUGUUUUUAAAUGUGUUGAUCUUAUUGUGGAGGGUAAAAUAAUAAUAAUGGAAUGGGUUGCUAGUCCUGUUAAUGAUAUGUAUGCUGAUGCUGUUCUUACAGCACUUCUUCAAGCUGAAAUGAUGGAUACAGCACCUCCUAAAACACUAUCUGCACCAACAAAAAUGGAUCGUAUGCAUUUCAAAGAGUGUCUUAUUGAAAUGCUCCAAGAGAUGUUUGGUGAAGACUCUGUACCAAAGAUAUUCCGAGGUGAAAAAUUAUAUGUCACUGUUAACAACAAAAAAGCUCAUAUUGAUCUUGUCAGUCUUGAUGUUUCUUGUAUUGAGGAUGAAACUUUUCAACAAAUAGUACAGACUGCUGUAUCAAAACUUUAUCAAUCUCUUGCACCACCUUGUGAUUCAAUAUAAUUUAGUUCAUUUUUAUUUAUUUUUAUAUCAUGCGACUAGAGUUAUUGUUCAUGUAUCAAUAAUUUUGUAUUUAAAAUAAAAUUACCUUUUUGUUUGUAAGUAUCCAUCAUUAUUGAUUAUUAUUUGGUUUAAAAUUUUCAAUUAAUUUUUGCGAUUUAAUUUCUAGAUUUUAUUUUGAAUCUAAUAAUAAUAAUAAUAAUAAUAAUAAUAAUAAUAAUAAUAAUAAUAAUAAUAAUAACAAUAAUACUUAUAAUUAUUAUAUAAGUAAUACAUUAGGAUUUAAAUAUGAAAUAAAUAAAAACAAUUUAUAUGACAAUAUUUUUUUUUACACAAUAAUAUUAAAACAACUUGAUUUAUCUUACACUGUAUACAAAUCUUACAAUAAAAUAAUAAUUUUUAUACAAAUA